Messenger RNA from Planococcus citri (citrus mealybug), 9147 nucleotides. RefSeq lists its product as uncharacterized. The coding region runs from base 138 to 1655 and encodes 505 amino acids. The transcript is spliced from 7 exons. The record is from RefSeq and is a predicted model, not a curated record. Gene Ontology annotation, cellular component: ESC/E(Z) complex. Lineage: Eukaryota; Metazoa; Arthropoda; Insecta; Hemiptera; Pseudococcidae. Gene Ontology annotation, biological process: regulation of transcription by RNA polymerase II.
GUGUUUCAGUAGGGAUGUGUGUUGAAUGCUUUUUCAAGGGUGGGGUAGCGGUUAUGUUUGUGCUUUGUACUAACUAUAGUGAAACAGAAUAGCAGUUUGUCUCGGAUGGAAGAUGUAGAUGUUUUUGUCAAGUCAAAAUGGCUGAAUGUAGUAGUGCUAAUGUUGGAACAUGUUUAAGUUCGUUGUUUAUAAUGAAACAUAAUUGUAUAGAUAAUCUUGGCCAUAAUGUGUUUACCUCGGAUAGUAACCAGUUAAGUAGUGGCGAAUGCAUAGACCUAGAAGAAAAAGAUUAUUUUGGCUUUGUCAAGUUGGACCCAUCCGAUGACACAUUAGAUGCGUGUAAAGAACUACAAGAUUCCUCCGAUAAUACCAUCUCGUCGGUGGAAUCGACGCUCGAGGACUCGGAUAAUUAUAGUUCCGAAAGCUCCGACAGAGCGACCACAACUGACACGAGUAGCGACGUGAGCAACGUUAGCGUGGAAGAGCUUCAAAAUGAUUUUUUUGUCAUGUUAAACAAAGGCGGCGACAAUUUACGAAGUUACUUCUUUCUGAAUAUAUUACCUAGUGUGUUCAAAACGCCGACUAUUGAUUCAUUCUCAGAGGAUGAAUUGGACGAAGAUAUAGCGGUUACCAAAGAAGACUAUUCGCCGGAAAGUGUUACCACAUCCGAGGACAACCCGAGCGAAGAUUUUUGCUGCAAAUCAAAAUUACAACACGAAGAUAGUAUUAGUAAUAAUAACAAUCUAUUAUGCUCUUCGGAAUGUCUCAGGAGUAACGACACGUUCAAAAAUGCUCGCUUACAAGAGCAACAACCCUCUCAAUUGGAUAUCACAUUCAAAGAGAAUAUCCGCUUUCCUACUGAUAAAAGGUCUCCGCUCACCGAUCGUAUAUGCAGAUGGGCCGAUUGCGUCGAUCACGUUUCCUCUUCUGCCAAACUCGCCGAGCAUUUACAAACAAAGCACGUGAAUCCUCAAACCUUCAGCGAAACGUUCAUUUGCCUUUGGAACGGGUGCAAAGUGUUCGGACGUCCGUCCUGCUCUCGUACGUGGUUAGAACGCCAUGUCCUCAGCCACGGAGGCAACAAACCAUACAGAUGUAUCGUCGAUAAUUGCGGCCAAAGAUUCAGCUCUCGGUUGGUACUGGAAAGACACGUUAAUCAGCAUUUUAAAGCACCCAAAGAUCAGACCGACGGCGUUGUAGAUGCUACACCCAAAUUGAUCCGUAGAAAUGGCCAAAAGUUACGCUACAGACGUCAACCGUAUUCUGCUAGAGGACGGACGGAUGCUUUCGAUGUCGGCACCAUGUCUAAAUUACAGUAUUUACUGGUGCAGAUGGCGCAGCGUGGACACGACGUGUCCAUGGAUGUGUUGGAUUCCCGCACAUUUUUACAUAUUACGUUUCAGCCUAAGGUCAUAGGAUGUCGCGAAGAAAAGAAUGGAGAAAUCAAAUUCCUGAUUCGAUGGUAUCCUUAUAACGCUUUGGAAGAUGAGUGGUUACCAAAGUCAGAAAUGGAGAAAGAGCGUAAAGUACCAAUAUGGGAUUUACCAGCCAGUGUUCAGCAUUUGUUUUGGGACGCGAUAUUCCCCAAUCAUCGUCCCAAACCUGUUCAUCAGUCACGUAAAUGCAAACCGCUUAAUAGUAUUCGCGAUACAUGAUUGAUAAGACUGUUAUUAUUUAUUUAUUUAUUUAUUUAUUUAUUCAUUUUUUUUUUUUUUUCUAACUCGUUCGUUCUAAUUCUAUCGUAUGUAUUAGUUAUCAUUUUGUAAUGCGGAAAAGCGGAUGGACCUACGUAUAAGUGUGUGCCUGUGUUGAUGUACAUUUUUGGCUGUUUUUAAGCGUGUCGCGUCCUUCGUCCGAAUUUAUGUACCUAUUUGCGUGUUGGUCUAUUAUUUUCCUUAGGUCAAUUUUGUAGGUAUUUCUAGCGAAAUGUGUUUUUUUUUUUAAUUUAUUUUUUUUAUAGAUAUCUUCGUCCCUAUUCUCGUUUUCUUUUAUAAGCUUGUCAGCAGACGCUUAUGAUACUCGUCAAUAAUCAGCGGAACGACCCCCCCCCUUUUUUAAAAAAAUAAGUUUCGUUACAAAUCACUCGGAAUUUGUUUGAUUACAAUUUUUUUUUUUUCAUACUGUAAUUUAUAUUGGCAUUGGCGGUAAUGAUUCUUUUAUCAAAAAAUGUUGUGUUCAUAUCGACGAUACUACAUGUAUUUUGUAUUUUGUAUAGUUUACAUAAUACCUAACGAUAAUGCGAAACAAUGUACCUUCGCGCGUCGCGUAUUUUUGUUCUCGUUGACAUUAUUGACAUAAGGUAUCUGUUGAAGGGAGAGCUUAUGCCUCGGGCAUUUUGGUUAAACUCGACGAGAUAUUGAUUUUUUGUUACAAAUUUCUCGUCACACGUGUAUUUUGAUUUUUGAUCUUCGAACAUUGUGGAAUUCAUUCGAAAUUCGUAUGUAGUAUGCUACACGUUUUUUCAUUGCGCAAAUGCAAUCUACCAUUUCGCAGGUUUGCCGCGUGACUCGCUUCAACCGAUACUCCAUAAUAUACGCGUAUGUAAUAUGUAUGUAUUUGUAUUUAUGUACAAACCAGAAUUGAGAAUGUGUGUGCCCGCUUACGUGCGAUUUACGCAUUACGCAUUACGUAUUACGCACUAGCGUUACAUAUCGCUUUACGAUACCAAGGGUAAUUUUAUAUACGGUUCCCUCAAAGGUGACGAUGUGAUGAAAAUUUACCUUCAAACAAGGUGCGGUCUGUUGACUGCUACGAAAAUGUGUAUAACUUAGUUGAAUAUUAUUUUAAGCGACAUUUUUUUCCCUUUUUUUUUCAACUAUACCUGUUUGUUUUAUUACUUACGAUUACCUGUUUUUUUCCUAGUGAUGUGAAAAACACAAAACUAUCGUAAUCAACCUUUUUUCCAAUUUUUAUCGGAACGCCGGCAGUUAUAUUUAAACGCAUUUAAUUGAGAGCUUAUAUCGAUAACAGUUUUUUUUUUUUGUUUGUCGUUUACCCGUUUCGAGUUUUAAAAAUCUCGACCAGAAUCUGUAAUAUUGUUUUGUUUUGUUUCUCUAUUUUUCAAGUCGCGAAAGAGCUCAUUUUGUGUGUAUGUGUGUUUUUUUUAAAAAUAAUUUUUGCAACAGAGCGAUGGAUUUUUAAAAAAGUGAUUUUUUUAAUCCAUUUUGUCGGUUUAAAAAGAAACAACUCGGAGUUUCGUUCGGCAUUUUUUUUUUUUUUUUUUUUUUUUUUUUUUUUUUUUUUUUUUCAGAAACGCGUAAUCGGGACUAUAAGAGAUGAUUCGUCGUUACUGUCUCCUUUCUGUUUCACCGUUAUGUUCAAUUUCAUUUUUUGUCGUUUCGACUCGAUAUUCGAUCGUAUUUUCACUUUUGCAACUGAUUUUUCUUCAAAAAGGUGCAUUCGGAGCAAUAUUGUGUGAAAAAUGAAAACCUCCUUCUACUCGUGGACCUAGGAGGCAGGUAACUAGGACACACGAGUGUAUUACCGUAGCAUCUCGGUACUAAUUUCGAGGUACUCGUACGUUGUGAAAUUUAUUUUUUUCACCAACGAAUAGGUAUGCGAUGCCGAUGCCGUAUGUUUGGGUGAAUCUUUCAUCCUGCUAUCGUUCCUCGUUUGUUCAAAUUAAAAAAGAAAAGCGCAAACUGUAAUUAGUUUGCGUGGGAAUUUUGUUGAAAAAUUUUCCCAACUUGCAAUUACCCUAAUAGCCUAAUACCUACCAGUACCUACGUGGAAAAUUUGUCGGUGAAUUUUUUGUGUCUGUAAAACGGCGAUCUCAUAGGAGUUAUUUUUACGUGUGUUGUCUGAGAGUUACUUUUGAGCAUUUUUAUUAAUUUAUUAGUUCUUUUUAUCUUUUAUUUAUUAUUUUUCAUUUCGAGUAAGUAAUAAUUUUUUGUGUACAAGUAUUACUAAGCGCGUACUAAUUUUUUUUUGUAGUCUUUUUUUUCUUUUGUCGGUGUGUUUGUCGUUAGAAUAUAAGACGUUGGCGUUAUCGCCAACUUUUGUAUGAUCUCUACUCGCCGUCACCGUCGUCGUCGUGACUUGUGUGAGGUAUGAAAAUGUCGUAGUAACAUGGUCGUGACAUGGACAUUAAUAGAUAAUUCAUCGUCUGCGGAAGCGCGCAGACUCGGUUAUGUUACUGGAUCGUAGUAUGUACUCGUUACUCGUACAGUGAAAUGUAAACGAAACGAAACGAAAACGUUGGUCGCAUCGUUUUAAUGCCAUAUUUGUUUAGACUUUGUUCUGCCUUCGUAUAAUUUUACUCGUAUAUUGCGUUUAAGUCGCGGACUGAAUUAUUUUGUAAGCCCGAGGCACGUCGCCGUCGCCGUUGCCAAAGGAAUUUAAUUUACCUACGAUAUGUGACAUGUGACUGGUGAUUCUCUCGAAUCUGUUGUUGUGCAGUGCGAUGCGGCGUGGCGCUGUAUCAUGUCUGAAGCUCGCAGUAAAAACGUUACGUUACGAUACGAUACGAUUAAUACCUAUAUAAUGACGUAUUUUUGUGAAUUAUUAUAUGUAAUUGUUUUUAUUUUACGCUAUUUUUUUUUUGUAUUUGUAUGUAUAUAAAAUACGACGAGACUAGAAUAAAUUGAUAACUCGAGCUUCAGCGACUGUGCGCCUCGUACUGUUGUCCCAUUUAAGUUAAACAGUAAGUUACCUAUACAUGGUAAAGCUCGAGGGUGAAAGCUGAAAGCUGCCUGUCGGGUAACUCUGCGUUUAUAUGCACAGUGUGCACUGUACAGCCUGCCACAGCCACAGCCACAGCCGCAUGAUUGGUGAGCGAAUAUGGGUGGGCAAUGGGCAUUGAGCAACUGCUAGUUUUGGUAAUUUGCUGGCCUUUUUUUUCUCUCCUAAUUUAUGGUAAUUAAAUAGGUAAUCUUACGUAUAUUUAUUCGUUUUUGAAGCUAGUAAUGAAAUUGUACGCUGAUUUGGCUUUUGUUUGUAGAUUAUUUGGGAUUUCGGUAUUAGACUACGUAUUAGUAUUAUUUACUCGUACAAGUAAAUUCGACGGUGUUAUUAUUCUACGUAUGUUUUUCCACUUUUCCACUCGCCAGUCGCCUUUCUCCUCGUCCUCGUCCUCGUCCUCGUCCUCGUCCUCGCCUCCUAAACGUUCCCAAAUCCAAGAUACCUAUACCUACCUGUACCUAUCUAUUUGUAAUUAGAAUUACCUACUGAACUGAAAUAUGUAUGUACUGUAAGUUUCAAACUUACAUACCGGAUUACGGAUUUUACGGAUUGCGAAUUGCAAUAGGAACAUGUGUUGUACGCGUACAAGCAUAUUCGAAUGUAUCGCUUUGGCUAUACCAGACCUAUUACCUACUACGAGUACAUACAUACGUGUCUAGCCUAUAUGAAUAAAUUAUCCAACGUCGAACAGUGUACACUUACGGUACUUACUUGUUAGAGUACUUAAUUGUGGGUACUCGUUUCGUAGCUAAUAGCUAUAUACGAGUACCUACUUACUGUAUUUUGUAUGUAAUUUAAUUUUAUUGGUGGUAUUUUUAUGCGAUUAGAUUCUUCUCUUUAUCUUUUUUAAUUCAACCUAAAAGACUGAAAUUGAACUCUAUAGCUAUUUACAUAGUAUUAGGUACGUAGACGUACAAUGAAAUUUAAACCGAAUCAAACAAAAUAUUGUCGGUAGCUAUUAUAUACCUAGGUAUAAGUAUUUUUUUCAUUUUUCGCCUUAAUCGACUAAAAAAUACGCGUAAGUAGGUAGGUACUAGACACUAGUUAUCUAAUAUCUAGUUUGGUAAUAGGUACCUGUGUAGUGUUUACUAAGCGUAUCGCAAGUUAUUACCCCUACCUAUGUUUGGUAGUGAUGAGAUAGCAUUUGUGUUUUUAUUUGUGAAUUGUGUCGGAUCGAUUUUCAACUCGCCAAAUAGUGAGAAAAUUGAAAAUUAAAUUCUAGUUAUGGCGAAACAUUUUUAAAAUGGAAGGCUGAAUGUGUACCUAAUACUUAAGUAUGUGUAUGUAGGUAUGUGUAGCCUGUAGGCUGUAGGCUGUAGGUAUAGUGGGUUUUGAAUUUUCCAUCUUCCUCGAAAUGGUUUCUUCGUUGUUAGGCUGCUUUUUAUUCUUGUCAAGUUGUUGCGGGUCGGUUAGUCAGUACUUAUGAGUAGAGCGUGACCGUGUGUCAAUGUGUGAACCAGUGACCAAUCGUACCUACACCUACAGGUCGCUCAGUGGCUAAAAAGACGUAGGUUAGGUAUGCAAUUAGCCAUUUCAAAACGAAACGAACAGAAUUCGCUCACCUUAUUCAAUAUUGUUACCUACUCGAAUUUUUGUAACGAAAAUCAAUCAGAAUGCAGAUUCAAAGUGCCUUAUUUUUUCUCGCGACGCGACGCGUUUCAUCAGCAUGUCACCGUGUUUUUGUUUUUACUUUUACUGCAGAAAAAAACAAACACGUCUUCUCCUUCUACUCGUGUUCCAUCAAGUUAUUACUCGUACCUUACCUACUGCCGAGUGCCGAUGCCGUCUCGGUCUCGGUAUUUCGUUUAUAGUACAAAAUGGCUGUGCUCGAGAUUGUGUUCGUUGAUUUUAAUUCUUUUCCUACCCAAAGUUUUCAAAUUAGGUACCAAGCUACUUACGUAGGUCUUUUGGUACUCGGGGUAUUUUUUUUUCAAGUGUUUGCCUUGUUUUCUUACGCACGUGCGCGUGCGCGUGUGUGUGUGUGUGUUUGUUUUUCAUAUUUUUUUUACACGCUUCCCGUCACUGCCGACGGACACUGACACUUUUCGGUGAUUCAAUUUCGAAUUUUUUUAAAAAAGACAACUUUGCCACUGUGAUGAAAAAAUUUUCGUUACCGAAAUAUCGAAUUGGUUGGUACGCUGACCGCUCAACAUUGCGCAAUUCAUUAUCUAGUUUUCUCGGGUUGCUCUCGACAUUUUACAUUUUUGUUUUCAACCAAUUUUUCACGUUCGAUUAUUUUAUUAGGUACCUACCUUAUUGUAAUUCUGUCCAUCUGUCUAUCUCCAGACUCUCUCUAUGUUAUACUAAUACUCGUAGUAGAUAAGAUUUCUCACUACUACCUAUAGGUACCAGAUACCAGUAUGCAACAAGAACCCAAGACUGACAUGGUCACUGCCUGUUCUCCUAAUAUUCUGUUUUUUCUUUAGGUACGAGUAUCUAGUUUGGUUCAAGCCCUAAAAAUGAGAUACGAGUAGUCGAGUAUGUUACCUUACCUACCUACCUACCUACCGACCGACCGACCGCUAAAUUAAACGUCUCGAUUCCUAAAAUUCGCAUUUCUUUCGCUCGUUUAAAUAAGUGCGAGCAUGAGCAUGCUAACCCAGGAACUGCCUAUACGAAUUCUCGCCCGAAACUGUUUCUUUUUUGUUGAAACAGGUUUUGUGUGCCAAACGAGUAAGCGUAAGUGCUCAUCUACAUAGCGCGAGGCAACUGAGCAACUUCAAAAGCCGUUCGGUGAUUGGAGCAACGGAGCAACGGAGCAACCAAAACAAAAUAAUUUGAUUUGAUUGCUCGUUAUGUAGGAGAGCACUAAUAGCAAACGAAAAUACGCGUAAUUAAAAUUGUUACCUACGCUGCGUAGUGCGCAGUAUGCUUUCGAUUGGCCAGAAGCCGUAAGUCUCAACUAAACAAGCACUUCAAAAAUCUGCUGUAAGCUCCAGAACUGCUUGAAGCAGUUUUUUUGAUACCGUUUGGGCGUUUCAAAUCAAUUUGCAAGGUCCAAAGUAUCGUAUGUCUAUGUAUAUUUGGCUUAAAUUUCAUUUUCAAAAAUUCAACAUAAAAUCGAAACAUGUACCUACUUUAGCACUUGAAAUUUUGGUUUGUAAUAGAAUUUUGCAAUUUGCAUAUUAGAAUAUUAGAUAGGCGUGCUCUUUCGGUGUAGCUUUGUCCGCCAUUUUGUUAGCGAGGACUAUUUUUUAUCUGGAAAGUUUGCUUUAGAUUGUGGGAGGGGGGCAAAUACCAUAUUCAUUUGACGAAACUGAAAAUUAUUUCGUAGACAGUAAUUAGUACAUACGAGUAAAAAUGACGGAUCGACGUGAAAUUCAAGUACAUACAUAUACAAAAUGUGGGGUUUUUUAAAAAUUCGUCCAAGUACUCGAGCGGGAGGUAGGUAGGUAGGUAGGUAGGUAGGUACCUACUUUGGUGAUGGUUAUGCAAAUGCAUAUGCGCUGCUUAAAACAAUUAAAAAAACGGUAUAAACAUUUUUCGUUUCAAGCACGAACAAGGUUUUUAUUCGUAUCAUAAGUAAUUAACUAGGUACCUAGGUACUUAUUUGUUGUGUUUUGUGAAUAAUCGUUGUAUCUACGUACGAGUAUGAAAUCAAUUCAGUCUGGCCAUUUCGUCAAAAGCAUUGUACUCGUACCUAUGUAUCUAAUGUACCUCUACUUACCUACCAUAUGUACUCGGUAUGAUUGGUCGUUGGAUUGCGCCAGGGCCUGGGCCUGGGCCUGGGCCUGAGGUGAUGAUAUUCCGCCGAUCAUACGCAUUUAACAAAAAAACUUUUUUCCCGCAGUGUUCUCGAUAUUCCUGCGCAACCUGUCCCUGCCCAUGUGGCGUGUACGUAUGUGUAUUUGUAAGGUAUUUUGGGUACCUUUGGCUCCAGAAAGAGUAAUCUAGUGGGUACGAUUAGGUAUGUCUGUUUUGUCUACUAGUUGUACAUAUACUCGUACUUACUACUUACGAGUAAGUUUGUUACGUAUUUUAUGUGUGUUGCAUACAUUACCUAUGCACGUACUACGUAGGUAGGUACUUACGAGUAUUUUCUAUUUAAUCUUUCUUCUGGUUUUUUAUUUUUCCUCUUCUAUUUGUCUAUGGUUUUCUUUUUCUUUUUUCACUCGGACAACGCUCGUUGUAUGUGUAAUGUGUAAUUGUUAAUUGUGUACCUAGACCUACUAAUGAUUUACUAUCAACCUCACAAUGACUUCGCAUUAAUAAGGUACCCAUGUAAAACGACAUGUUGACUAGUUAUUAAAAAUGACUACACUCUACAUGUACUCGUAUGUGUGAUGUAAAUUUCUCGAUCGUUAGUAUCGUAUGUUUAAUGUGUAAUGUGUUUGUGUAAUCUACGAGUAUGUAAUGUCAAAUGAGUAUUGCGUAUGUACUAACUAUGUAGUAUGUACCUACAGUUAUUCCGUUUCCGUUUUUGUUUGUUUAUUUAUUUCCGCUUAAUACAUCAAAUCAAUUAUGUCA